Paralichthys olivaceus (Japanese flounder) is the source of this 8102-nucleotide messenger RNA. It is a transcript of the gene slc2a4rg, whose product is annotated as SLC2A4 regulator. Gene Ontology annotation, biological process: regulation of transcription by RNA polymerase II. Gene Ontology annotation, molecular function: RNA polymerase II cis-regulatory region sequence-specific DNA binding; DNA-binding transcription factor activity. The record is from RefSeq and is a predicted model, not a curated record. Lineage: Eukaryota; Metazoa; Chordata; Actinopteri; Pleuronectiformes; Paralichthyidae. Gene Ontology annotation, cellular component: nucleus.
UGCGGAUACUUUUGAUCUUGAAUGCAGAAGAGUUACUUGUAAUGACAUGUGUAUAUACUGUGAUGUGUUCUAAUACCACUGCUUAUUGUUUGCAGACGCCAUCGUGUUGAGGUCUGCACGAUGACAACUGUGGUUUUUAAAACACUUCUCAUAGUAGAUUGGGUUUUUAAACUUCUGCUGGAGUAAACACUCUGACUCAAGAGGCUCACUUCAUCGAUAAUAACACGCCUGCACAGUUUACUUUGUGCAAACACGAGCACGACUCGCUAGCUCACCAUCUGCAGGCAGAUAAAUGCGCAGUUACAGCUGAGGCCUGGCGGCUGCCUCCGCUCACGUCUCCGUCCACAAACACCGGCCGGUGAACUGGAGGACACACCCCCCUCUCGUCCUUCCACCCACAGCGCUCGGAUUAAAAAACACAGUGAUUGACGCAGCGGCAGCAGCCAAUCAGAGCUCGCCUCGCCGUGGACGCGUGCCAGAAUGUAAUGUUUAUGCGCGCGGCGGACCAAUGGGUGCGAGGCAGAGGGGGCGUGGUGUCGGUUUGGAGGAAAGAGGCAAAACAAUCUUGAAUCGUCCGGACCGGGCGGCAGCUGGAGAUCCUGCUGGAGGCGGCGGUGGGAAAAAAACGAAAACUUUGCAUGUAGAGCAGAAAGUUUAAGAGUCCGAUCAAGUCGAGACAAUCCUGAUAAAUGUAUCCAACUCCAGCAAUUUGCACUAAAACCUAUAGAAAGCUGGUUUUCUUUCUUUAGUCUCCACUCGCCCCCCGCUCUGAAGAAAAAAAUGGAUUCCAGAUACAUUUUGGAGAAGUCGUCGGUUGGGACGAGGGUCGGCGGCGGCGUCGGGGCGGACUUCAACUGCCGGGCAGGCCGCUCCGUGCUCCGCGACGCCCGGGUCCUCAUGGCGGAGAAGAACGGCCCCGUGAUGCCGGUGUACACGCACGGGCCCGUCCUCUACAAAUUCGUAAUGGACGUCGGCUCGGCGGAGGUGAAAAGUGGAAGAACCUCAACGGGAGGGAGCGGACCUGCUCCGGGUGGUCGGAUAUUGCACGACGAGGAAAAAACUGGUCUUGGGGAUCAUAAAGACACUGGCUCCACUGGGAUCCUGAAGAGGGCCAGUCCCACUCACUGCCCCGGCAUCAAUGGUCUUUUGCCAGGUGGCUUCAAGCAUCUGGACAUCAGCAACCCAUGGAAACAGGCAGAGCUAGCCAACGGCUUCUGGGCAGCACAAGUGCAAAACGCACCACCGGCAGAUAGACAACCGCAUCCUUCCUCCCACAUCCCUGUCCCCAGAAACAGGAAGCCCUCAGGUCAUGCCGAUAAGGAAGUGAUGGCUGCCACCGUCCUGACCUCACUGUCCACAUCCCCGUUGGUGCUCUACCCUUCCUCUGCAUCUACAGUCCCAGAGGCAGCCAGCAGGGCUUGGAAAGAGGUGCUAUCAGCUAGCUACAGCAGUUCGACCAGCGGCAACUGGAGCUGGGAUGCCAGCGACCAAUCGGUGCCCUCCACACCGUCCCCUCCUCUCUCCAACGAUAAUACCAAGAACUUCCUGCUCUCAUCCCAGGGUGAUGAUGUCAAUGAGGAUAACACAGAGAGCACGCACUUCAUGUUUGAGGACCCCAUACCUCGGAAGCGAAAGAACUCCAUGAAGGUGAUGUUCAAGUGCUUGUGGAAGAACUGUGAAAAGGUCCUCAGCACUUCCUCAGGGAUCCAGCGACACAUCCGCACCGUCCACCUGGGGCGAAACAGCGACUCCGACUACAGCGACGGAGAGGAGGACUUUUACUACUCAGAGAUCGAGGUCAACAUGGACAGCCUAACAGAGGGCCUGUCCAGCCUCACACCCACCUCGCCCACCACGGCCGGUCCUCCGCCCGCCUUCCCACCACCGCUCACCGAUGUCCCUCACUCCGAACACAUCAACAUGUAUGGUUCGCAGAGCCACGUCCCAACACUGCUCAGCACAUCAGCUCCCUCCACGCUCUGCCACAUCCGCACUGACCACGCCUACCAGGCCACUGCUCCAGUGAGUAUCCCAGUGGGUCCCGAGCUGGCAGGGUUAGACAGUGGUAAUGGGACCCGGCCUGGAACUGGGAUUGAGAAUGGCAUCAGUGUGUCGUGGCAGUCCCCUCCUGUCAUUUUCAAAGGCACCCCGGGGCCUGUGACCCAUGUCCGAACUGUCAGCAUCGGGGAAAAGCGGCAGCCGGCAGCCAACACACACACCACUGUUAUUAAGAACCAUGCUUUAGUAACACCUCCAGCUAAGUCGAUACCAGGAACCAGGAAACCCCGUGGGGAGGCAAAGAAGUGCCGAAAGGUGUACGGCAUGGAGAAAAGAGACAUGUGGUGCACAGCCUGUCGCUGGAAAAAAGCCUGUCAGAGAUUCACCGACUAAUCCAGUCCCCUUCCCGCCUCUGUGAGAUGAGCUCUUCCUCACUCAGAGCGAUGGCGAGGUGGACUCUUCCACUGAGGAGACAAGGGGAGAUUUCUUCACGACGGAGCUCUCAGCGCUGCUUCCUCCAGCCCAGCUGGAGCUUCGCCUUCUCUUUCUCUUUCCGUUUCCAAACACAAAGAGAAAACAAAACCGGUGGGUUAAUAAAAAAAAAAAUCAGCAAGAAAAAAGAACUUUAUGUAGGUUUGGAGACUUUUUCUAUGUCUGAGAUAUUUUCACUCUAAAGAUGAAUAAUUAAUAACAGAUUUUUAAAUUGGAUUCUGAACCGUCUGAUUUGAUUUUUAUCACAUUUUUCACAGUCUCAACUCAAGGCAAUGUUUAAAGACUUCAGAUAAGCUUUUUGGAAUACUCUGUUGUCCAUUACAAGAGCAUCUUGUAAGCUACUUUUUGGGGGUGGAUCAUGACUCUUUUCGGAGGUUCAAGGGUUAACCAGAUUUACUUGGUAAGACCUCUGUAGCAUAUUUGUUUCGAAUUAUCACUGUUUAAGGGACUUCAAACCUACCAAAGGCAAGACGCCGGUUCACUUACAACCAACAGCGUAGGUGUAAGCUCAAUACCAAAUCCAACAUCACUGUCUUCUGCAGUCGUACUGUGUAUUGACUGUAUGCUCAUUCAAUAUCUUAACAACCAAUUAAAUUCAGUACAGCCAGCAACACUUAUAUGAAUUUAGCAAAAAAUGCACAAAAAACUCACACCAAGUGGUACAGAGUUUCCCCUUGACUUUCCAAAAAUAUUUUCUAGAGAUGUACACAAUACAUGAAAUAUAUGUCCCGCUCUCCUUUACUAUAAUUUUGCCCUAGAGAUAUGCUCCUUGAAGAAAUGAGUCAUCUUUUGGAGUAUCACUGUAACUGCAGUAGAGAGAGCGGAUAUCUAUUUCUUAUAUAGAGUUUAUUUUCAGCGAUGAGUUCUUGAAGCAACGAGCAGUUGCACUGUGCAAUCAGCAGGAUUACAGCAUUUAAUAUUGUAUUUCUUGCUUUGUGGUUGUCAUUUACUGACAGUUGAUGUUCUCAAAGAGAUUGUUUACCACAGUGAAUGAUACAUGAAUGAUAACUGCCCUUUGAAACUAACUUAUAGUCUGACUGGUGUAAAUUGUGUAUGUCGGUAAAUAACAGAGAUUGUAACCCAACAAUCACUACCUGAUAAUAAGUCAGGUCUUCUUAAUCAUUUGUUACAGUUUUCAAUGGAGAGGUUACACAAUCUGUAGUAGUUGGAAUAAAUAUAAUUAACCAGCAUUAAGAUAUUAGUAGAUUCCCCAAGUUAUCUUCAUAGGAAUCAAGACUUUUCCCCUUGUGUUUCUAGAUGUUUAAUCUUUUUAAAAUGAUCUUUCACUCUGGUCUGACAUUUAAAAUUAAAAAAGUAAGGAUCUAAUCAAGUUGAGUGCAGAGCAGAGGUGUUGGUAGACGACUGUAGACUGAUUCAAGUGUAGCAAAAGUUUUAAAAUGUUGUACCAAAGUGGAGUCUUACUUUUUUAGAAUAGGUCUCUUAUAGUAAAUAGUAGCUGGCCAUGUUUCAAACUUUAGAUAAAAUACAGGUGGUAGAUUUAUAGUUAGUUAGAAAUUGUCAUAGUAAUGUAAAAUUUAAUAUAUCCCUUUUUUUAAACAAUUUCCAUCGGCCAUUCUUAGAAAAUGUCAUCCUUUAAAUUUAAACCCUAAUUGUUUGUUGCUUUGCAUCUGUAUCAGCUGUCCAAGAUAUAAAACAAAACAAAGACAGCAGUGAUCUUACAAUAUUUAGAGAUAUUUGUCCAAUACUGUGACACAAGUCAACUAGUCAUUACCCAACUCAAACUGUGCACCUGCAGGGUGAAACACGUGUAAUUGACCUAAGGACAUUUAUGAAAAACAUAAUAAUAAUGAUGAAAGUAGAAGACAGAGCCCCACAUCAGAAGCCAUAAUUUAAGUAAUUCCCAUGUAGAGAAAUUCCUACAAGAGCUGAACUUUUUCACGUUACCCCUCAUUAGUUGUGGAUGAUCUUCCGAGUUGCACUCAAGAUUUUAAUAAGCUUGUUUCUCAUAGCCCAUACACUAAAGCUAACUUAUAUAUUUAUGUAGCCCCAAAAUCACAAAUUUGCCUCAAAGUACUUCACAGUGUACAACGUGUGACAGCCUCUAUCCUUAGACCCACAAAAAAAACAAAUUUAACCUUUAUCAGGCAUUUUACUGAUCUGGAGGCAGAGUCGGGACAGUAGAUGAAUAUUUUUGAAGAGAUUCACUCUUUGCGUGUUUGUCAGCAGCGUUUUGAAUGUAGAUUCUGCUGUGCGUCCUCUACUCUCUAAGUGCUCCUGACAUUGACCGUACCUAGUCACCAUAGCAACGUAUGUUACACACACGCAGAGACAUAAAGAGUGCCUGUCCAUCCCUGUUAAAGCAGGCCAACUUCAAGCGUACUUAGAAUCAGUGCGACCUCACACAUCUGUCGCCAUAGAAACACCUGCACUGUCCUCUGCCGCCACAGGGUCACUCAAGCUGUCGGCUAACGCCACCUGAUCGUAGUUGACCAGUUACAAUCUCUCCACGAAGGACGAGGAGCAGAUGGCUGAUUGUUCAUUGCCGGCUCGAUGUCAAUGAGCAAAAAGAAAACACAUGAAGCACACGUUUGAUUGCUGUGAGAAAAAGUAGUUAUUAAUAUGUCCUUCAGUUCCUGUUGUAAAACCAGCAUGACGUUUUUAAAAUUACCAAUCCUGCCUGUAAAGUGUUUAUUCCAGUGGUGUCCCAGAUAAGCUAGGCCUCCCCCCCUCUCUCUCUCUUGGGAGGCCUCUUCCGGUCAGAAACUUCACAAAGUGCCAAUGAAAAGAACAUUAAAAGGAAAAGGUAUACUGACCUGAUGAAAUUGCACUAUGUUGCACUGCGCAAAGACAUGUUUUUAUACAUGGACAUUUUAUAUACAAACAUUUUUGAAGUUUAUUUUCGAGGGGGGUUGGGAGGGGUGUGUCGUCACUGCCCGAUGGAGUAAAAUGGGGUAUCAGGGAAUGGGGUCUCUGUACCUUUUAUUGUCGGGGGCCCCCCCAUUAUCAGUUCGACAGUUGAUGUCUUGCUCUCUGUGUCGGAUUUAUCGCACUAAACAUUGUGGUGCUGUCAGUCGUGGAAGUGUGGUACUGGGAAGUACAGUGUGGUACUUAGGUAGUCGGUCACUUUGCCUUUCCUUGGAGGAGUGCCAAGGGCCGAGAGCAGCACCUGCCUUGUCUCAGUGAUGGGAAAACACCGGUCUCAUUCGGUAGCUACACAUUAUCGUCUUGGUAACAGAUGCUUAACAGCGUUUUAUCGCCUGUAGUUUCUUUCAUAUUACACACACACACACACACUUUUUAUCCAUAAAGCUCCUCUUUGUGCUUCCUUUACUUAAACAAAAAACAGAAAAAGAAAAAAACAGGUUCAUGCUUCUUUACAUUUUACUGAGCUGAGGUAGAAACUGUUAGUGCUGGAUAUCACUUUUAAUUCUGUUAUCUCUAGUUUGGUCAAAUAUCGAGUGUCAAAUGCAGCCCAUCAGCUCCCUCUCCAUCCUCAGUGUAAGCACUUUUAGAUUCCACCAGCAGGGUCAGAGGCCGAUGCCUAUGCCAGCAGUGAAUUGGACUGUUGGCACAUGAUCCACUGACAGGUUCCUGUGCUUGUUGGCACCGCUCCGCCUUUUAAAAAGAUGCACUAAACUGGCCAGUGGCGAUUAAGGCCCAGGCUGCAUCCUUAAGAGCCCGGCUUGGCUAGGACUAGGGGUCAUCGUAGCCAGAGAGAACUCUGGGUACAAGCAACAAGAGAACGUUAUUGGUGGAUUUCUGCAAAAUAGAUCAACAAAUGAAAUCCUUCCUGUAGAAAGCGAGAGGUGGAGAUGAAAAGCUGACGUCAUGGGCGUGCAGAGAAACUGGAGAUUGACAGUGGAAAGAAAUCAGAUGUGAGACGCGCAGUGACGAUAUUGAUGGAUUUUGCUGUUUCAGGGCUAUCUUGUACAUAUGCAACAAAAGAGAACCGUGAGGCUUUUUUCAUAUAUUGUUGUUUUCUUUGUUGUUGUAUCUCUUAUAUGAAAAGGAAACUUUUUUUUUUACAGUGCAGUUGCUCAGAAUAUUUUUCUUUCAUUUUUUAAAGAGUCAAUUGAGAAGCUAUAGUGAACAUAACACGUAAUGAAUCAAUGUAUAUUGUAGCUUAGAGGCAAAGGGGAGAAAAACAAAACCUGUUGAAUGUAAAACCUACAAAAAGAAAAGUCUUUUUUUUUGUUGAUAUAUUUGUUGGCUUGUUAUGUACUGCCUGUAGAGAACCAGUAGCGCGUCCAGAUUUUUUGCAUCCAAACCUUUAACACCCACAGACAGCUGUCGCCACACUGCUAGAUCAUAACACAACCAUGCAGUAUUGCUUUACUAUCUCACUCUGUAAUAAUGUGCUUUAUAAUGGAACAAGAACUAACUUGAGCUGUUCUGGUGACAUCCGGGCGACUCGCUCACACUGUUGCUGUUUCGUCUAUUUUUUGUCUUUUCUCCCUGCCAUGUAGAAUUUGUUUUGGAAUGUGUGGUUAUCGUGGAUGUUGUUUGUGGUUGUGACAUUAAGGUGUUGACAGGCAGGAUAACCUUCGCCCUUUUUUUGGUCAUGAUGAAAAGUUUUUUAACCUUGCGGGAACCUGUAUCCUGCCCUGCACAUUCCAACAGAUGGCACGCUUUUAGUGUUUUCCAUUCGUUUCCUACUGGACAUAUCCUUCCCAUUUCCUUACUCACUACAGUGAUUAUUCAUUAAUCACCUUGUCCUUUUCCAUUUCCUGUUCGUGUGCUCUCCAGCUUUACUGUGGUCCCACCUAAGCCUUUACCCAGUAUAUUAAGCUAAACUAAACCCUUGAAAUGUGCAUUAAAAAAAAGCCUUCGUAUUUUCCAAAUAUGUCAAAAAUUUGUGUGCUGCUUUCUUGAAUGUCAGUUUUCAUUUGUGUGUAAACCAGCAGCAGCAAAGCCAAUAGAUCUCCUUCCAAAUCAAAUGUAAUGCAUUGCAAUGGCAGCUCCACUCAGUUUUUCGGCUUCUUCUACUGUGCUUUUAUCGUUUGUCCAGGCUUUUACACUCUGUCUGUCACAUCUCUUUGGAUGACCAUUUUUUCCCCGUUGUGUUUUUACUGAGCCGCACACUGGCUGGUGUUAAAACAGACUCUUUUUUUUUUUGCUUUUGUUGCCUCGUUUUCUUAUUGAUUGAUUGAUUGAUCGAUUGAUUGUCUGGUUGAGUUUGAGGUUGUUUUGCAUGUCUAGCAUCGCUCAUUUCUUUCCCGUUUGUUUUUGUGUUAGGAGAAAGAACACUGAAGGGUUUUUAUGUGUUAGAUGUCCCCUUUCAGGAACUGAUAACCCAGGGCUGAUUUAGCUUGUUUUCCUCUAAAUGCAAACAUGCUCAUUGCUGACCGACACCCACACAUGCACGGCGCAUAUUUUGAGGGAAACACUACGUCAGGCUUGGGUCAUCACUGGAGGGUGAGAUUCCUCCUGUGUGUGGGCUCCGCCUCUGGUCUUCAUCAGCAGAGUCCCACACACGGAGGAAGCACUUUCUGAGGAGUGGUGCACUCAAAGAGUAUUUGUGUGAAUGUCAAGCCUGUGACUAGUGCUUGAAAAGAUGGAUGACCAUGUAUGAUGCUGAUAAUGUGAUCUAUGUGAUAUAAUGUGACAGAAAGAAAAUAAAUCUGAAUGGAAGAAAAGACUGGUGUCCCACU